This is a messenger RNA of Hemicordylus capensis (graceful crag lizard), 9400 nucleotides long. RefSeq names its product protein serine kinase H1 (gene PSKH1). NCBI's taxonomy places the organism in Eukaryota, Metazoa, Chordata, Lepidosauria, Squamata, Cordylidae. Gene Ontology annotation, molecular function: protein kinase activity; ATP binding. Gene Ontology annotation, biological process: protein phosphorylation. The coding region runs from base 176 to 1438 and encodes 420 amino acids. The transcript is spliced from 3 exons. The record is from RefSeq and is a predicted model, not a curated record.
GCGAUGUCGCAAGCGCCAGGCCAUAACCCCCACUUAGGUUUGGGCUGGACCCGGCGCCCACCCCGCCAAGCGCUGAGCUUCUUGAGAUGUUGCGAAGGUUGGAGUUGUUCCAGACAUGGUUGGUGUGGUGUUGCUCUCAGAGAACGCCUUGAUGGAUGAUUAGCACCAUUCAGUGAUGGGCUGUGGGACUAGCAAAGUGCUUCCCGAGCCCCCCAAGGAUGUUCAUUUGGAUCUUGUUAAAAAGGUUGAGCCAUACACUGGUUAUAAAAAUGACAUAUAUAAGCACUUCAUCAAAGAUGGUGGAGAUGCUAUCAAGUCUGGCUUCCCAUCUCCUCCCCGUCACACGAACCAGUAUUCCAGUGGCUGCUCUCCUGCACGCGUGGAGCAGCCAGAGCCCCGCAAGAACAGAGUGGCCAAGUAUCGUGCCAAGUUUGAUCCCAGAGUGACAGCCAAGUAUGACAUCAAAGCCCUGAUUGGCCGAGGCAGCUUCAGCCGUGUAGUGCGAGUCGAGCACAAGGCUACCAAGCAACCAUACGCCAUCAAGAUGAUCGAGACCAAGUACCGGGAAGGGAGGGAAGUGUGUGAGUCAGAGCUCUGUGUUUUGCGUCGCGUACGUCACACCAACAUAAUCCAGCUCAUUGAAGUCUUUGAGACACAGGAGCGAGUCUACAUGGUGAUGGAAUUGGCCACUGGAGGGGAAUUGUUUGACCGAAUAAUUGCCAAAGGCUCCUUCACGGAAAGAGAUGCUACCCGUGUGCUGCAGAUGGUUUUGGAUGGGGUUAAAUACUUACAUACGUUGGGCAUAACACACAGGGACUUAAAGCCAGAGAACCUGCUGUAUUACCACCCAGGCAUGGAUUCUAAAAUAAUGAUUACAGACUUUGGGCUGGCAAGUGCUCGGAAGAAGGGAGAUGAUUGCCUAAUGAAGACCACCUGCGGAACGCCAGAGUACAUUGCCCCAGAGAUCUUGGUCAGGAAGCCCUACACUAACUCUGUAGACAUGUGGGCGUUGGGUGUGAUCUCUUACAUCCUUCUAAGUGGGACAAUGCCUUUUGAGGAUGACAACCGUACCCGCUUGUAUCGGCAAAUUCUGAAAGGAAAGUACAGUUACUCAGGGGAGCCCUGGCCCAGCGUGUCCAACCUCGCCAAGGACUUCAUUGACCGCCUGCUGACAGUGGAUCCCAGCAACCGACUGACUGCCCUUCAAGCCUUAAAGCACCCAUGGGUGGUCAGCAUGGCCGCCUCUUCUUCCAUGAAGAACCUGCACCGCUCCAUCUCUCAGAACCUUCUCAAGAGGGCAUCGUCGCGCUGCCAGAGCACCAAGUCGGCCCAGUCCACUCGCUCCAGCCGCUCCACCAAAUCCAAUAAGUCCCGGCGUGUGCGGGAGCGGGAGCUGCGGGAGCUGAACUUGCGCUACCAGCAGCAGUACAACGGCUGACCACUCCGCAGCAGGCUCCCGAGUGCCUCCUUCCUUUGCCACGGGGGCAGGCUCUGCACUGGACCCACUAAGCAAGGGGUGCUUACGUCCCAGCAGCCUGCCUCCCCUUGAAGAGCCACCUCUAGGCCCGCCUUCCUGUUUUGGCCUUGGAGCUCCCUGGAAAACUGCUGUCACCUCACUGCUCUCCCCCGAGAGCACACCUUGCCUGGUCAGGGUUGGCUGCAGAGUCUACACCAAGAUGGAGGAAGCCGAUGAGUCGGCUCCUCAGCCAGGUCUUGAAGAAAGAAGUCAGAGUUCAUUGCCUGAAGCACUGGAGCCACAUGUGGAGAACAGAGCCUUUCCCCGUCUUGCUUCUCCUGCCUAUUUAUUGACUCCUGGUUGCUGAAAGCUAGUCCUCGUUGCGACGAGGGCUGGAGGAGCAGGCAAUUUAGGCUCUUGACGAAGGUCAGGAUCCAGAGAACUCUGUGCGUGCACCUAAGGUGCUUCCUGUGUGUAUCACAACAACAAGGACCAGCUUCCCCUCCCGCCGCCCUUGCAGCUGCAGCACCUUGCACUGCUUCCGAUUCUGUUCCAGAGGUUUCAGUAGCAUCAGAAGCGUCUUGGGGGAGCUGAAUGGCUGGGCCUGGGGGCCCCUCAAGCCCCAAUGCACGUGCAGAAUUCCAUGCACAGCCCUUUGGAUCCUGGCCCAUGUUCCUAAGAGUUACAGUUUGUUGUUAGUGAAGCCCACUUCAAAAAAACAUCCCAUCCAUCCCUCUUCAGUGAACAUGUAAGGGAGGGCAGGAUCAGGCCUGCUCGGCCUGCCUUGCUGGUCCAGUCCAGGGGCACACCUCCAAACAGCCUUAUGUUUGCCAUUAGUAUGGAAAGGGCCAGGCUUGGACUGUGGAGGACGUAUCCAGAUGGUCUGGAGCCCUAGAUCAGGUGGAGCUCCACUUGUAGGCGUAAGCCCUCCAUGGCUACCCCUAGGUCACUUUCAUGCAAAUGGCAAACAUGAGGCUGCCCGGGGUUGUGGCUAGCACAGGGGUUCUCAAACCAGGCAGGGUCCCCAAAUAUGGUUGACCUCCAACUUCAAUAAUCCUGGAGCCCCAAUGGCCAAAGGGAUUGUGGAAGCUGAAGUCCAACGUCUGGACGUUUGAGAACUCCUGCGUUAGCAGAAGUGUUGGCGUUGGGGGCACAGCAAGUGAGUGUGACCCUGCUCCCCCUUCACAUGUUCUUGAAUCAGGGCUUAUGUCUCCCAGUAAAAUGCCUCCUGUUCAUAUAGCUGCGGAACGGGGACCCAUUCCGUGUUCUCUCUAACAGGGAUUCCCAGCUAUUGUGAACGACAACUCCCAUAAUCCCCAAGCAAAAGCCAUUGCAGCUGAGGAUUCUGGGAGUUGUAGUCAACAACACCUGGGAAUCCUCGUUAGAGGGAACACUGGACCAAUUUCUCUAUUUAAGAUUAGUUGGGGAAAUCUGUGACAGGUAAUGGUGCUGUUCCACUCACUCUCUUGCGCAUCGGAGGCCAGAGAACUGGAUGUGCCUUAACCCCACUAGCCGGGCUGCAAGGGACUUGGGUCAGACUUUGUCGCUCUCUUUCUGUUCCCAAGUACUUUGGAGCUUUAUCUUGGUCUCUGUUAUAUCUUCCAUCUAAUGAUGCCAUGAAUGGUGGCAAAUCAAGUCAUCAUUCUGGGUCUGACUCAAAGUUCUGUCUGUGACUCAGUCCUGCAGCAUUGCAAAUGAAACAUCAGGUGGUUACCCCGCCCCACCUUCUGACAUCCUGUGCACACACUAGAGGGUCUUCCAUCACAGUGAUGGCAUCAAAGGUAUAUUUCUCUGAUUAAAGGCGUGGGUUGAAAGCUUGAGUGGGUUCAAACAACUCCUGUUGCUGGCGGCAUGCUGGGGUGCAGACAAAAUGGUUUAGAGACAUAAAAUCGCACAGCUUAAGGGGGCCCAAAGAUAAUCUACACUACACGCUGCCCUUCCACCCAUGGAUUAACCCACUUUCUCCUGGAUUUAGUGUAUCUCAAGCAGAGAGCAAACGAGGCAGCUCGUGCCAGAGAUUCCUGAAACGAUCCCAACAGGUCUGCAUAGGGAGCUUGCUGCAUACUGCAUACUGCAGCAAAUCUUCAGAGUUACUAGCCAAGCUGAUGUGGGGAUGGAGGAAGUUCCUUUCUGUCCCGCGGUGUUAAAGCAAAACCACCCAGAAGGCCUCCCCAAGGCUCCAUGAGACAUGGAUUCCUGUUUAAGUAACAAGUCCUGAUGCUCUGGCUCUGCAUUAACGCCUGUUGGUUCCUCUGAGGGAAGAAAAGGUCAGCAACUGGUGCCUUUCCAUCUCUCUCUGUCGCAUCCCUGAUUGGCACGGACUUCCUUCCGUGGCAACAGCUCUAUUAUGCAGACACGAGCCACCUCCUUUGCCUUCAGGCAUGGCCUGUUUUCAGAGAUCAGCGCUGUCUGCACGGUGUCGUGAAAUAUCAUCAGAAAUGGGCUUAAGGACAUCAUGUCGGCUAUGGCAGGCAGGUGACAAUUUUGGGCAGUCAGUUCCUGUGAAGUUUUAUUUGCACUGACAAAAGCUCUUCCUGUUACGUUGAAGAGCGACUCAGCCCAGGGACUGGGAGCGGGCAGCUGAGAACGUGGCUCUUGCAUCUCUUCCAUUCUCCUGAAUAUGGAUCUCCCCCCCCCCCACCCCAUGUGGAGCUGUUGCUGUGGCUCUGGGCAGCUGGUUAACGGGUGUAACUCUGCCGUCCUCUUACCUGGGGGAUGUGGAUGCAACCCAGAGUGAUGCAACCCAGAGCCACACUCAAGAAGAUUUAGUCUCAUUCUGCUACAGUGGGAUCGAUUCAUCUCAGCAUGCCUGCAAGUGCAGAGCUUAGUUCUCAGGCCAGGGUGACAUCUAGUGGUUCAGGAGCUCUCUUGUCGAUUAGCUGGCUCUUACUGAUGCUUAGCUUCAUGCUGUGCAAUUACUUCACUGUAGUUAGUUUGCAGUGAGAGGUGCAUUCCUGUGCUGCUCAGUUUUGGCCCUCCUGCAGAGGUUGGCCUACAACUCCCAUAAUCCCUGGCUCUUGGCCACUGUGGCUGGGGAUGAUGGGAGUUGUAGUCCAAAAACAGCUGGGGAGGAGCCUAAGUUGAGCAGGCAUGGCAGGCAUGGCCUAUUCCAAGCCUGUUUUUCCAGCCCUCCAGUUGUUCUUGUACUACAACUCCCAUCGUCUCCAGUCACAGUGGCCAGUACUCGGGGAUUAUGGGAGUUGUAGUCCAACCUCUGCAGGAGGGCAGAAGCUGUGCCACCUUGUCCUGUUCACUGUGAAAUGGUGAUCCAUCCUGCCUGUGAGAAGGGGCAGCUGGUCUUCAUGACAUGCAAAUGGCUGCUUCAGAAGGACACCAGGUGUAGGGGAGAAGUCCUUUGUGUCUCUUCUGUUUCCUUCUGCCUGUUUUGAGUCAGACACACAUUUGUAGUAACUCACACUGUUACCUGCAGGGGUCAUUUUACAAGCAUAGAGGGUGUGAGGCUUGCUCUAGUGAAGUGCUUUUCUUCCGCAUGUCAGUCAGCUGUGGCGACAGACUUCCCUAGUGCUGACGGGUUGAACUCUCCCCCCACCUUCUUCCUAUUUUAAACCAAGUUUCCUGGGAAAGGACACGACCUCUCAGCGUUCCCCCUGUGUCAGCGUUAAGCAUAGCUGUCUCUUCUGCCCUGAUCCUGGUUCAUGCCCCUGUAGAGCUGCUGAGCUGGUGCUUUCAACAAGCGGCACUUGGGUGCUGACUUUCUCUCUCUCUGCAUUUUGAGCCCGGCCUCUGCCUUCCACCCCUCUCCUCCCUCUGCUGGGAGACAAGAUAGUGUAAAUAUAUUGGAACUUAGCAAUACUGUGUAAAACUCUCUUCUUGUAUCUGGUGGGUUUGGGGUCAGAUGUCAGCAGAGAUGGCCACUGCAAAGAUUGCUGGCUUUGGGUUCUGUCAUACUUUGCUGACGAGCAGCGAUUCCAGAGAUAGGACUGGGGAUGUGGAGUGUGGACAGGAGGCAGCGGCUGGCCAUGUUGUGCUGCGUGGGAUACAACCGGGCAGCAACAGAUUCUUUGUGCUGACCUCCCCCUGCUGCUCCCUAAAGUGCUCGCUGAACAAAAGGGGGCCACUUCCUCCCAUAGUGCCUUGAAGUGUCAUGGUGUCUUCCUGCCAGACAUCAAGAUGGGAAAGUCUCUUGGUGGGCAGAGACAAGGAGCUGGGAGAGUUCAUACUAUCAACAAGAGAGAGGGCAGCCGGGAUCCUGGCAUGUUUCUAAACAUGCCUAACACCAAAAAAGAAUCCAGAUAGUAUAUAUAUGCAGAUUUUAAUAUAGUAGUCAUAAAACUGUAUGGUUUGAAAAAAACUUCAGAUAUGCAAAAUAUAAUAAAUCUGAAUAUGAAUGAAUAUUCAUUUCAUUUGAAAAUUGCCAAUGGAAUUAAAAUAUGACACUGGGAACAUUCAUCCAUACUUCUUCCAUUUCAUCAGCAAUUUUGAAAUGAAGUAUUGGGCUUUCCAGUUGGACACAGAGAGUAUCUCAAUGAUCAUUUAGUGUUAGUUUUAUUGAGACAUAUUUUUAGUGAUUCAGAUUUAUUAUAUUUUGCAUAUUUGGACAGUUUUUCAAACCAUACAGUUUUAUGACUACUAUAUUAAAAUACUUUCUUAUAUAAUAUUUGGUUUCUCUUUUGAUGUUCGGAUAUAUUGAUGAAUCCAAACAGGGUUUUGUUUUCUUGUGUUUCUGUAUCCUAUCCAGUAAUGUUGGGGAAAUGAGUUUCUGUGGUUUUCCCGUAAUAGGAAGCUGCCUUAUCAAGACCAUUGGUAAGACCAAGAAGAGAGCUGAUCUUGUGGUAGCAAGCAUGACUUGUUCUCUCUGCUAAACAGAGUCCACCCUGGUUGCAUAUGAAUGGGAGACUAGAAGUGUGAGCACUGGAAGAGCUUCCCCUCAGGUGAUGGGGCUGCUCUGGGAAGAGCAACAAGGUUUCAAGUUCCCUCCCUGGCGGGUUCUCCAAGAUAGGGCUGAGAGAGAUUCCUGCCUGCAACCUUGGAGAAGCCGCUGCCAGCCUGUGUAGACAAUACUGAGUGAGACUCAGUGUAUGGCAGCUUCCUAUGUUUCUGUGUUCCUAUCUAGCUCAGUAUUGUGCUACACUGAUUGGCCAUGACUUUCUUGGGUUUUAGGCAGGAGUGGUUCCCAGCCCUACCUGGAGAUGCUGUCAGCAAUUGAACCUGGGACCUUCUGCAUGCGAAGCAGAUGACCCUUGUCCUCUGAAGCCUUGUGCACAGAACUAAAUCCGCUUCCGAAGAUGGGUGGAGGUUUUCUUGCCUUCCCAUCCCUGCUGAGCAAAGUUUGAAGGCCAGUUUUGCCUUGUUUGUCCUUUCCAGAGAAGGUGCUCUUUUAUGGGCCAUGCUGGUAUUGUUUCUGGUUUCAGGUGUACUUGUGGGCUGGGAUCCAAGAGUUCCUUCAGCUGGUACAUACUGCAGAGCUUUCCUCUUUUGACCUUGGGCUGCAUUGAUGGCUGAUCAGAAGACUCCCUGGAGUUCUGGGGAGCGGCUUGUUGAGCAGCACCGGAUGGGGUUGAAGUCAGGAGUCCCCAAACGUUUGUGCACAGAAGUUCCAGCAUGGCCCUUUGAGGGCCUAGCCAUUGAGGGUGCCGGAAGCCUAAUAUAAAAUGUGGAGAUCCCUGGGGUGGUAUGAACUUGGACAAAUCUAUGCAAAGGAACAUUUCCCCAAACCUCAAAAGGUGCAGUUUUGUGCUGCCCUUAAUGGUAUGGAGCCAAGAGUUCCUGUUCAGAAACAGCACUAGUCACCACUUCCAGUCUGUCGGGGACUUCAUUAUGCAAUUGAAACGGGCGAGAAUAUUAGUUGUCGCCUCUUUCCUGGAAUGCAGAUGGCGUUGCUGAUGAAAAUAUAUGGCUUCUGUCUGAGCUCUUCCUUGUGCUGCUUCUUGUCCAGAUUCUGCCUUAGAAGGAGAAGCCUCUUCCAUCCCUUCUUACUGAGAGCCGAGUUGCACAAUUCAGCACAACAUCCACCCGUGUGGUGCUCUCCCCCUCCCUCGCCCACGAUGUGAGGGCGUAUCGUAUUGUGCAUUUUCCUGCCUGUGGCAGCCAACGUGACAUCAUGGUCCAGGGAGCAGAGGGAGCCUGUAGUGCAGGAAAGCUGUCUUCAGGGGACACCCUCACCCUAGUCAGACAUUAGGUAGCUGUGUUCUGAUGUCUGUACACGUCUUAAAAGAGACGUGGACAAGGUACAGGCCCCCUGAAAUGCAGGAUGCAGAUAGGAAGUGAACUGCUUGACAUGUGAAUCACUGGCCCUUUCUACACUGUACAUGAUUAUAUGAGUGUUGAACAUAAUGUGUGGACAGGGCUUUUGUAUCUGCUGUAACGUAUAGCUCGACCCUGAGUUGGACAAGUCUGUGGAUGUUCCCUGUGGUUUGGUGCCUGAGCAAAAGUCGUACAACGGCAUAUGGGGGAUCUACUGGCUGAGGCUGCAGCCUCCUCUCUGUGACACCUGCCUGGUCAAAGGCUGAGAACGUAUUCAUCAGUUGAAUAAAAUGCCCGCUGUCUUGUUUGAUGUUGUAUUGAUGAAACAACUGAGAUGGGCCUCUGGGGAUUUGUAAUUAGAAUAUUGCCAACAGGAGAAGACCAGCAAGCAAGUGUUUGUAAGGGGGGGCACCCUGGGGGUGGCAGAGGGGGGAGUUAGUGCAUUCAUUUGCAUAAUUCUGCUUAUGCAGUUCAGACAUGCCUUUUGAAAGGUUUCCUGGGCCACAUGGUUUCUGCCAGACCUGUCUCUGUGUCUGCCAACCAGUGCCUUAUCUAGAACCAGUCAGUCUCUUCCCUCAGAAAUCCAGGGCUAAGUUGCAAUUCCAGGUCAAAACCAAAAGACCCACACAACUAGUGAUGUAUGCCUGACUUGGGGCUUUGCUUCUGUGUUUCUCACAUAGCUGUGCUUAUCCCCCAGGUGGCACUACAGACUGCUUUUGAAACUCAGGCAGAGGGCAUCAAAAGCAGGCUGUAGCUCAAGGGCCUACUCCUCAGAGUGCACAGAAAAAAUAGUGGAAAAGCUCACUGGGCACAUUUGAGCCCUUGGACGUUCCUGAAGGUGCCCUUUGGGUCCCAACCCUAAACUGGCCAUUGCUCAUGAUGAGCAGAGACGUUGCCGAGAGUGUGGAGCGCAUUCUAUGGGGCAUGCAUAAAAUAUUCGGGGCGUAGCUGCCCUGAUCUCCACUUGAACAUCUCUCUUUCUUUUUCUUUAUCGGUGUUCAGUCAUCUUGAGGCCAUACAGCAAAAGAUUUGGUGCCAAUGUCUUAAAUUGGCAUCUUUCAAACUUUCUGCCAUUCAAGACCCUUUCCAAAGCAACUCGUCUGCACAGGAGCCUUUCUGUGUCCACCACUGAGGAGUCCAAGCGUGUUGCAGAGGAUCUCUUGGGGCCUCUUGUAGAGCAAGCCCUGAACCAAGGGCUUUUUGGACUCCCAGAGUUCUCUGAGCACAGUUGCAAAGCCACUGGUUUAAAUAAUACGUGCAUUAUUCUCGGAGACCAGAAGUAGCUUUCUGUACUCUGGUGGCCUAUUGAAAGUGCUCUCUUGGUGUCCUCCGGUCCUUGCCUUCUCUCUGUCCCAUGAGGUUUUUUCCCUUCUCUUAACACAACGGUGCUUCUUGGAAAUCCUCCACUCUGCAGGUUUUGAGUAACUUGUUUGGUCUUCACAGAUCCUUUCUGCCCUCAUGGCAUCUCUGUUGCCCAAAGGAUUUUUCCAAGCCCCCUUCCCUCUUCUUGGUGGGCCGGGUGGGCUGUGGUUUGUCUCAAGUAUUCAUGUCUGUGAUCUUUGUCUUUGGUCCCCCCCCCCCCACACACACACAAUGGAAUCUACUUUUUUAGGGUGUGAUUUGAUACCUGGCAAUUAACCUGUAAUGUUGAAAUUAGUGUAUAGAAUUAUUUAUUUUGUGUAUUCAGUCUGUUUAAAUUUGUAAGUGUAUCUUGUCUAUUCAGUAAAAUGUUGGUUCUCA